AGCAAACUGAUGACUCACCGGUUUUGAAACCAAGCAGUUGAGGGGGCUGAUUUUGGACGGGAAUUGACUUGAGAUACUUCAGCUACACAGACGGAGGUACUGAUGUUUAUAAGAACCACCAGGGGGCGAGCGGACGUAAUGUUCAACAACAUUGUUUAGAUAGCCGUAUGCGAGAACAGAACUGUCAGGAAUCGACACAAGUCGGAAUCAUUUCAAAAUGGAGAACAACAGUGUAGAAAACAAAACCUCUGCAAACAAUACUCUGGAAGAUACAAGCACUCAAAUCAACAACACUGAAAACAACAAGACGCCCAGUGAAAGCUCGAAGACAACAGAAGAGGAUGGCCUCCCUACGCAAGUCAGACGUUCGCUGUCCAUCUCCAGUUUCACAGACAGUCUUGAAACAGACGACCAGAGCCAGGAACAGGCUGAGACAGAGGACUCCAAGCCAAAGAAAAAGUCGUCGAAACUUCCGGUGAAAACUAAACCCAAACUUGAACGUUCGGCAACUGAAAACUGUAACAGCCAUGCCAGUGGACACGAGUGUGGAAGUGGGGGAUGUGGGAAAGGUAAGGGGAAAAAAUCCGGCAAGCAGUUGAGGAGGGACUGCAACAGUCUUGACUGCAACUCCACUGUGCAUCAUGCACCAACGAAGGAAACAAUCACCAGCAGGAUGAGGGUAGAGAAGAGCCAUCUUGAACACGGAAUGGAGGCUAACAAGGACGAGUACUUAACCCCCACACAGAGGAAGGGGCAGACAAUCAGAGAUCUCAAGAAACAGGUGAAAGAACUGGAGAAGACUCUGGAGGAGACGAAUGGAGAAGUGGAGAGUCUGAGACAGAGCAUCGGCAAGGAGGCCCAGAUCAUUCUGGACACGAAGAACCAAGAGGUGAAACACGUCAAGGACAAUCUAGAAAGUAUGGAGACCAAAUAUGACGAACUGACGUUGUCUUAUGAAGAGUCGGUGAAAGCAGUCAAUGCUCUGGAAACUACAAUCCAAGGACUGCGAGAGUCUGCAGAAUCAAAGGAAUUGCAUCACAAGAAAAUGUACUUGGAAAUGUACGAGAAAGGCAGGAUGUCCGCGAGGUUUGAAAGAGAGGAUGAGUUGGAGAUGUUGGUGAAGACGGGAAAGGAGAAGGUGACGAUGACGGAGAUGAUGAAGAAGCUGUCGGAGUCACAGGCGGAGCUCGCUAAGUGGCAGAGUCUGAGACGCGAGGAGAUGUAUGAGGUUGCAGAGAAGCCCGAGACGGAGGCUGAGACAACUCUCAGGUUCCUCAAAGAUUCCUUCUUCCACUUCCUGACCACCGACAAGGAUUCGGACGACCAUCUCAGAGCAAUGAUCCGGAUCUUUAACUUCAGUGAAGUUCAGAAGAAGAAGAUUACUAAAGGCUUGUCUGACAAAAAGAAAUCUAAACCAAUAACGUGAUCUCGGGGAGUUGUACUUCUUCAAAAUGGCUUGUACUAUAUAGGCCUCGAGACUUAUUUCAUGGUGAGACUAGGGUCGCUCAUUUUCAGUUUCAAGAAGAUCAUUUGCGAGCUUUACUUCAUCGUGAACUAUCUGAGUUUAUCUGUCCCCAACCUUUGUUCAUUUGCAUUCGAUCAUUGGUGUGUGUGGCGAUUUCUGGUUGUACGGAUCGAACUUUAAAAAUAGAUUCGGAACAUUUACGUAUCUUGAGAUCAUGUCCCACCUUUGAAGAAUUUCCUUGGAAACAAUCAUAUUAUGUCUUUUCGGUAGCUGCUGCUUGUAACAGGAUGGGUGUUUAAAUGGUUAGCUUUGUAAAUUCAAUGUAAAUACAUAAUCCAUGUAAUCUGUACAUAGUAUCACCUUGCUUAUCCGGACGGCGAUUUGAUCAUAAUGUGUUUCACAGUAUCGCGGCAAAUGAAACAUGAAAUGCUAUCAGGUUGUGUUUCAUGUGAGAGCAUCCGUGAGACUUUGAGGUCCGGUAUUUCGAGAGUUGUGUGUAUACAGUUUCCAUCAUACUUAGUUAUGUUAAACUUUGUUACCAUGUAUGUUAUCUGUUUGAGAGUCUGUUCAAAACGAAAGUAUAUUUCUUUCCCUGGUAAAAAAGAAACGUUUAAUUAGGUGUCACGUACGAUUCAGAACGUACAUACAGUGUAAUUUAGAACCCAUCUGGAUCUGUUGAAGUCACACGGACAAUAAGAGAAGUAAAAAUUGAGUAAAAUUUAGUACCCGGCGUUUGAGAGAGAUCGGUCAUCUACUUCUUUACCGGAGAAAGAGAGUUUUCGUGAUUCGUUCAUCUAUCUUUGAUUUACUCUGUUACCAGACCUGGCGUGUGAUGAAGGUCUGGAGCCUGUUAGAGGGUAUAUAUAUGUAUGUGUACACAUAUACAUAUAUACAUACAUACAUACAUGCAUGCAUACAUACACACACACAUACAUGCAUGCA
Haliotis rubra (blacklip abalone) is the source of this 2407-nucleotide messenger RNA. Its product is annotated as protein quick-to-court-like. Lineage: Eukaryota; Metazoa; Mollusca; Gastropoda; Lepetellida; Haliotidae. The transcript is spliced from 5 exons. The coding region runs from base 218 to 1426 and encodes 402 amino acids. The record is from RefSeq and is a predicted model, not a curated record.